This is a messenger RNA of Capsaspora owczarzaki ATCC 30864, 1336 nucleotides long. Its product is annotated as sedoheptulose-bisphosphatase. NCBI's taxonomy places the organism in Eukaryota, Filasterea, Ministeriida, Capsasporidae. Gene Ontology annotation, cellular component: cytoplasm. Bases 98 to 1201 code for a protein of 367 amino acids. Gene Ontology annotation, molecular function: fructose 1,6-bisphosphate 1-phosphatase activity. Gene Ontology annotation, biological process: gluconeogenesis; fructose metabolic process; sucrose biosynthetic process. The transcript is spliced from 2 exons. The record is from RefSeq and is a predicted model, not a curated record.
CUCUCUUUCUCUAGCCUUGAGCUCUCUCUCUCUCUCUGCUGCCGUCGCCGUGUGUCUGCUGGGUUGAUCACACAAAUUCGUCCAAAUUGGUCCAACCAUGCUUUGCCUCACUCUUCCAUUCUCACUCACUCACUCACAGUCACUCAGUCAGUCCAAGAUGUCCUCGACCACCACGACUACGCUCGCGGACGUGCUCACUGCCGUUGUGCGCGACGCUCGCCUCGCUGCCACGUUCAACGCAAUCGCAGACGCCACUGCGCAGAUUGCAGACACGCUGCGGUCGGCCAGCGUCGGCAAGGCAGGCACCACGAACGUCUUUGGCGACCACCAGCUCGAGGUCGAUGUCAUUGCCGACAAGAUUGUAUUCAACGCACUGCGCGACUCGGGCGCCGUCUCGGUCGGGGCCAGCGAGGAAAACCCCGUCGCCGUGCCCCUCCAUCAGCUGGAGCAGGUGCAGCAGGUCUCACAGAAGGAGGAGGAGACGACUAAAGUCGCCUUCUUCACCCAGGAGCAAUCCGCCGACGCCCGCGAGAACGGACUGGUCGUCACGUUCGACCCCUUGGACGGAUCGUCGUGCAUUGCGCCAAACUUUGCCGUCGGAAGCAUCUUUGGCAUCUGGCCCCACGGCGAGCUCAUUGGACGCAAGUGCGGCGACCAGCUCGGCUCGGCCAUCUCCAUUUACGGCCCGCGCGACGUGCUCGCCAUUGCAAUUCCCGCGUCGGCCGCCAAGGAUGACAAGCCGCACGUUGUCGAGCUCACCCACAUUCGAGGCGUGUGGCAAGUCACCAUCGCGGACAUGAAGAUUGCCGCAGACGGCAAGGUCUUUGCUCCGGGCAACCUCCGCGCGACCGCAGACAACCCAUCCUACCAGCGACUCGUCAACUACUGGAUUUCCAGCAAAAAGACCCUUCGCUACACUGGCGCCAUGGUGCCGGACGUCUUUCACAUUCUCGUUCAGGGCAACGGCGUCUUCUGCAACCCGCCGUCCAAGACUGCCCCGCUCAAGCUGCGUCUGCUGUACGAGGUUGCGCCGUUGUCGCUCAUGAUUGAGGCUGCUGGCGGACGAAGCACCGACGGUCUCAACCCUUCCGUCAUGGAUCGCCGCGUGUCCGAUUACGACGAGCGAUGCGCUGUAGCCCUCGGCUCGUCCCACGAAGUUGCGCGAUUCCUCGAGUACAAUGUUGUUGCCGAUGGCCUUUAAAAACGCGAAUCACGGCGGAAAUGAGUCAAAUACAGUGUUUGGUCAGAGCAAGGUUUGUAGGAUUGUACACAGUUUAGCAAAUGGUGCUUGUCAACCAUCAUGUACAAUUGGAAGCAGAGAGAUACAUAUUCAAUG